Protopolystoma xenopodis is the source of this 636-nucleotide messenger RNA. The record is from the annotation of a GenBank genome assembly. Lineage: Eukaryota; Metazoa; Platyhelminthes; Monogenea; Polystomatidea; Polystomatidae.
GCCUCAGUUAUCGUCUGGGACAUUGGCGUUCCUUCAGUGCCCGAUUACAAGACGCGUUACCAGCUGCUGAUGCGUCUUCGUUGCCCUCGACUUGAUGUUAACCCGGUGCUCAAUCUUGUGUUUCUGCCGCAUUACGCUUAUUUAAUAGCGGGGUGCGAAGAUGGUCUAUUCGCAUGGAAGAUAACUGAUCUCAGACUUGAGAAACGAGAGCGUGAACCGGACAUGGAGCUGAAGCUUGACGUUGAUCACGAGGUCUGCAUCGAUGGCCUAGCACAAGUCAGUGACAACGCACUCGCGCUCAAAGUGGUAGAGGCCGGCGAAAUAAUGAUUUUUGAUUUUGCCUCAAUUCUCGAGCGACGAAAAGUACGCAAGCAACAGAAUAGCCAUAGACUUGUUGAUAUUAGCUCAAUGUAUGGACUAGUUCAUCAUUUGAUAUCUACCAGUCGACAUCUUCUUUUGUCCCAAGCCACUAGUGCCUUGCUAUCCAUCGAGUCCUCAAAUGGCGAAAAAUCUAUUCUUAUCAUAUUUUACGAUAAUUUCACCAGUUGGUCUGCAUUAGUUUGUCUUUCCAUUAUCUGCGUUGCUCUGUUUAUCAAAGUAAUUUUGCUAAAACUGAUUGGUAAAGUACAACUCUAA